GUGCUCAGUGCCUGGCAACAUCUGUCCUCUCGAGGUUAGGGUUCUUUAGAGAGCUUUUUUAUUCUAUCGAACGAUCCUUUGGAUCUUGUUAUGAGAGUUAAUUAAUUUGAACAUUAACAUGUUUUAGAAACUCUGCGUUUUUCUAUUUGUCAUAAACCUUUUUGAAAAUUUAAUCAAACUUAUAGCUAGGGCUUUCGAUCGUAUUAUUUGGUAGAUCGAUCGUCGCCAUUUAAACGUAUAUAAAUAUCUUUCUCUGUUUUUUCCUUGAUUUAUCCUUCCAAAUCUUCGUAAACUUUACCCUUAAAAAAACUUAAAAAUAUUUUAAGUUAUAUCAAUGGAAACAAUAGCAGUUCAACGUCCACCGGGUAAACAGGUUUCGGGUUUGAGACCAUUCAAGAACCCUAAAAGAAGGAGUUCUCGUGGUUCUCUUUCAAGAUCCGGAGGAAGUUUGGCUCUUCCGAAUAAGCCAACGUCGUCUUGGGGAUCUUCUCCGGCAUAUCCGCCGCCGCCAAGUUACUCUCAGCCUCCUCUUCUCCCUCUGCCACGCGUCAACAGCUCAAGUCUUCCUCUGCAACGCGUCAACAGCUCUCGACCACGUGUCAACAACAAUUCUUCUCUCAAUUGCGUCGCUCAGACGAAAGUAAAUUCUGACACACACAAGAAAUCAGACUUCGUUGAAUCGGUUCCAAUACUGACUCGAACUGGUUCAGUUCCGGUCCGGUCUAACAACCUGCAUGAUUUUCCUAAAGGAUUUGAUGGUUACCCAGGUCCAGCGAUCAUGUUAUUAUCUCCACCGCCGAGUAGUUUGCCCAUGCCUAGGUUUUCUAUCAAACCGAAGCUUCAUUGCAACGUAGAAGCUAAUGGCAAAAAUGACGUUCCCGCCGAUAACAUCCGGCGAGUUUUACAGCUCCGGUGAAAAGGUGGUACGUGCUACGUAACGUUUGAUAUGUUUCAAAUAAAAUAAGCCUAUGGGCUUUUUAAUACUUUAUUGGGCUUGGGUCUGUCUUGGUUUUUUUAAAUUGAUAGCACUCUUCUCUACUUUGUGUGAUUUGCUAAGCAAUGACUUUUUUUAAAAGGCUCUCUUGGCACAAAACUAGCCUGGCUGUAAUAGAUUUUCAUUUUUAUGUUCAUUCUUAAAAUAAAAAAAGUUCCUGAUGAUGACAUUGAAUAUCGAGUUUGUAACAUCAAUGUUGGUGAUGAUAUUGAAUA
Messenger RNA from Arabidopsis lyrata subsp. lyrata, 1209 nucleotides. RefSeq lists its product as uncharacterized. The transcript has a single exon. Lineage: Eukaryota; Viridiplantae; Streptophyta; Magnoliopsida; Brassicales; Brassicaceae. The record is from RefSeq and is a predicted model, not a curated record. The coding region runs from base 335 to 916 and encodes 193 amino acids.